Dissoconium aciculare CBS 342.82 is the source of this 1640-nucleotide messenger RNA. Its product is annotated as beta-lactamase/transpeptidase-like protein. The transcript has 3 exons. Bases 178 to 1290 code for a protein of 370 amino acids. The record is from RefSeq and is a predicted model, not a curated record. NCBI's taxonomy places the organism in Eukaryota, Fungi, Ascomycota, Dothideomycetes, Mycosphaerellales, Dissoconiaceae.
CCCUGGGGUUAUCUCCUCGAUGUCCUAGGGUUAUCUUAUCAUUUUGCUGUGACAACCUUGGAAUGACCCGGACGUUCAAGUAGCAGGUGUCGAGGCCUAAAAAGUGUCAAGACGGCCCUGCCUUUCGUGUGAAACUCGGAACUCAUCAAAGACAAGAAGUACAGUUAACAGAAAACCAUGACAGAUUCGCAGCCCAACAACGUUCAACCAGUGGAUUUGUCCAACUGGCGCGAGAGUCCACACAACCAAUGGUCUUUCCACAACAUUGAUAAGAUUUUGAAAACAGAAGUCAUCACGAAGUCCAAACAACCCCAAGAACUCGAGGAAAAUCUGCGAUCGUUUUCUGACUUCAAUCUGAAGCUCCAUAAUGGCGACCAACCGCCCCUUGACAUUGAAGGCUUUCUCGCCCGGUCCCAAUCUGAUGGCUUGUUGGUCCUCCACCAUGGCAAAGUAGUUUACGAGCGCUAUCCCCGUCAAAACACACAAGCGUCCUGCCACAUCCUCAUGUCUGUCACCAAAUCCGUCUGCGGCUUAAUUUUUGGCAUUCUUGCGGACCAAGGUCUUCUGACAGUCGACGAUCCUGUCGACAAAUAUGUUCCCGAACUGCGCGGGACCACCUACGAAAAUGUCACAAUACGGAUGUGUUUAGACAUGCGAUCCGGGUUGCUCUACGCCGAUGGCUCGCCGGAGUAUCGCGCAGCUACAGAUCUCCGUGCUUUUAUCGCAAAGGUCAAUCCUCCCCGGGCACCUGACGAUCGAUUCGAGUACGUUUCACUCAACACUGAUUUGUUGGGGUGGGUAGCGGAGCGUGCGGUGGCGGAUGGGAGGACCUUCACACAGCUCGUCGAGCAGUUGAUCUGGCAGCCCAUGGGAGCCGAACAUAAUGCUCUGAUGACUGUCGAUGCCGCGGGCGGGGCGCGUGUGGCAGGAGGACUCUCCGCGAGCCUACGGGAUCUAGCGCGACUCGGUCAGUUGGUUGCCGAGGGCGGCAAAGGUUUUGUACCAGCGGUGUGGAUUGAGGAUAUAUUCCAAGGUGGUGAUCGUGAGGCAUUUGCGCGAGGAAGUUGGGCAUCAGGUGUGUUUGAGGGAAAGUCAUAUAGAUCAUUUUGGGUGUCGGACUCGGAGCAUGAUACAGUCGUGGCCUUGGGAAUUUUUGGGCAGAUGCUCUUUGUCGAUCGCAAGAAUGGGAUUGUUAUGGCAAAGACGGCAAGUCAGGAGAAGGCUAUCGAUCGGAGCAUGACAAGUCUAUCAUGGCUUGCGUGGAAGGAGAUUGUGAGGAUCCUUAGUUGAGCAAGCAUUAUAUGUGAUAAAGAGAAUCGUCGCCGAGUCGUCCAGUCUCGACAAUUGCGAAUCUACAUCCGCUGCACCUAUGCCCGUGGUAUAUUGGAAUAACGACACAGGCGAACUUAGUAAGGGAAAGUAGGAUGUUCGCGAUUGCGGCGAUGCGACCUCGAGCCUAUUCCCUCUGCUCAAGUGUAUAACUGAACACUUCUUGUGGAGACCUGAGAGGCGUGAUAUAUCACACGGAAUGGUGUCAUUGACAAGGCAGUACAACUUAUGCGACAUCGGUAGUGUAGCGAUCAAAUACGGUGACCCUAGAACAUGAUCGUAAGACCAGCAUCCUUACAGCUGAUCCAAAG